UAAAAAAUGUCAAAACUGAUUAAAAUAUGUAUAUCAAAUAUUUACAAGUGUUUAACAAACAUAAUUUCAAGGAAACAUAUAAAAAAGAUCUUGAUAAAGCUGCCGGAUAACUUUUUUCCAACAUAUCGUUUAAUAAUAAAUAUCGUUUUAAAUGUCGAUGGGAAGACAAAAAAGGAAAGAUGUAAAUAUAAUUGUUGCUGUAGGGAGCAACGUAAUAAUUAUUAUGAAAAAUUAUCCGAUGACAUGAAAGGUAAAAGAAAGUCCAUCGAGCGCUGCCAAGUAUCGUCGUCAAUCGAAAACCCCGUGGUGCCUCGGCCACCGCCGAUGCCCGUAAAUUUGCUAGAAAUUCCUGAAGGCAGCUUUGAUGAGUUGCGUGUAAGGCCUUCGUCCACUCCGACCAAGAUAAUUAUUGGUUUAGAAGAAAUUGGGAAUGUUAAACUGCGACCGUCGGAAGUUAGACGAAAUAGCGCACAAGUUCCAGAAGUAAAUGAUAUGUUGCAGAUUUUAAAACGUCGGUACGCCGCCAUUCAUUCCCCGGGAUUUUUUACAGAUAACGAAAACCAGUUCGAUUCUUUUUCGGCUGGAAGUGAAAACUCGUGUUCUUAUUCUUUAAUUAUGUUGUGA
This is a messenger RNA of Brassicogethes aeneus, 624 nucleotides long. The record is from the annotation of a GenBank genome assembly. Lineage: Eukaryota; Metazoa; Arthropoda; Insecta; Coleoptera; Nitidulidae.